GCUGCGACUGGCCGUGGACUCCUCUGCGGCAGACGACUCGCGACGCUACGGUAUAAGACGAGGCGCGCAUCUCCAAAAAGUUGCAACUGGCCACGCACUUUGCUGCGACAUACGGUGGUACGGUACGAGACAUGGACGCGUGUCACCGGUGAUGCUCUGAGCUGCGGGGCAUUUUGGCUACCCGAGGUGCGGCGUGCUGGCAAGAGAAUGAGAUGAGGGACGCCCGCGGCCGGCGAUGCGGCGAGCGGUGCUGCAAUGGUCGACGAUGCGGCGACGGUGCCACAAUGGUCGCCGGCGCCUACUGUGGCAGGCGGUGCUAACGCUACCAUCGGUUAGCCGUACGGUAGGUGGUGAUCGAUCGGUCCUCCCAUCGGUUAGCCGACGGCUAUCACCGGCCUACUAUUAUUUUUGGGAAGCACACACGACUUUUCCUCGUCUGUUGAGGUCAACAAGACACACCUCGCCGCGUGGCUUCCUCCUGCUCCCGUUGAUUUCUUGGCAGCGUCCGUCCGCAGCUAGAAACCAAAGCACACUCGUCUUCUUUCUUCCCCAUUCUGUCAGCUAGCCUUCUUCCUCCUCCUCCUUUCACUGCGAGCGAUCCAUGGACGCGUCGUCGUCGGAGGACCGCCAGUCGCCACGCAGCAGGCAGCUGCAGCUGCAGGGCCCGCGCCCCCCGCGGCUGUCCGUCAGCAAGGACUCCCACAAGAUCAGGAAGCCGCCCGUCGUGCCGCUGCCUUACGGAGCCCGGCAGCAAGCCCCCAACAACCGCCACCCGCAAGCUCAGCCGCAGCAGCCGCGGGCGCCGGUCAUCAUCUACGACGCCUCGCCCAAGGUCAUCCACACCCAGCCCGGCGAGUUCCUGGCGCUCGUCCAGCGCCUCACCGGCCCGGGCGCGCCGGCUCAGUCCUCCACCGAGGCGGCGGCGGGGCCCUCUGCCGUGCCGCCGCAGUUCCAGCCGCAGGAAUCGCCUUUCUCGCCGGCAGCGAGGUACGCCGCGAUCGAGAGGUCCGUCCGGCCGCUGCCGCCAGGGCCCGCGCCGUACGCCGCCGGCUCCUGGCUGGACCUGGACGGCUUCGCGGAGGUCCUCGGCCCGGGACGGCCCGGGAUCCUCUCGCCCGUGCCGUCAGCGCUGCCGGCGGCGGCCUCGGCGGGGCUGUUCUCGCCGCUGCCGUUCGACACCAGCUCCCUGUCCUGGCUCAACGACCUGAGCCCGUUCCUCGCCUCCGCCGGCGCCCGCGACGCGUCGAGCCCCGGCGGGCUGCUGCUUGCCACGCCCACCAUGCCCUCGCCGGGGAUGAUUGUGAGGUUCUUCACCGACUUUCCGGACCUGUAAAUUAACCUUGUUCGAUUUGAUUUGAUUUUUUUUCUGCGUCCGGGUUUAAAUGGCUGCCGGAGGACCAGCGAGUAGGUGUACACUAGUGAGCUUCGUCUGUGGGUGGUUGGCUAAUCAAUCAGAAAAAAAAAAUACUCCUGAUUGAGUAUUAAAUUGAGCAGAUAGGCAUUGCUCCUGUUAAUUGAUUGACAUUGUCAACUGAUUGAGUAGUGUAGGUUGUGCUAAUCUUGUUUCAAGAUUAUUGACUUUUGGGAGCCAACCAUGUUUGGUGGGUGGUUCUUUCAA
Triticum dicoccoides is the source of this 1618-nucleotide messenger RNA. Its product is annotated as protein MKS1-like. Bases 602 to 1333 code for a protein of 243 amino acids. The transcript has a single exon. The record is from RefSeq and is a predicted model, not a curated record. Gene Ontology annotation, cellular component: nucleus. NCBI's taxonomy places the organism in Eukaryota, Viridiplantae, Streptophyta, Magnoliopsida, Poales, Poaceae.